AUGAUAAAGUCCAGCAGGGAAUUUUUAGAGCAUGUCUAAUAACAUCCACUUUCUGCUCAACUCAGGACCGUGGAACAUGUCUCCGUUUCUCCGGAUCGGAUUGUCGAACUACGACAGUGGUCCCUACCUGCCUUCCCAAGGGGACGUGAUUGACCCGUACUGCGCUGUGAUGGUCAAGGAAGCAGUGGACGCUGAGAAUGGCCAAGUGUACCUCCAGAAGAAGCCCACCAUGUAUCCCCCUUGGAACAGCACUUUCGAUGCACAUAUCCACAAGGGACGGGUCAUGCACAUCAUCGUGAAGGACAAGAGUGCCGAGAUGGUCUCUGAAACGACAGUUGAACUCAACAUGGUGGCGGAGAAGUGUAAAAAGAAUAAUGGGAAAACAGAAAUAUGGCUAGAACUGAAACCGCAAGGCAGAAUGCUAAUGAAUGCCAGAUACUUCCUGGAAGCCAGUGAUGCUCGUGAAUUCAUCGACUGUGAAAAGGAAGGGUUUUUCUCUCUGCAUCAGCGCCGAGGGGCAAUCAAGCAAGCCAAGAUCCAUAAUGUCAAGUGUCACGAGUUCACUGCCACCUUCUUCCCACAACCCACGUUCUGCUCCGUCUGUCACGAGUUUGUCUGGGGUCUUAACAAGCAAGGCUACCAAUGCAGGCAAUGCAAUGCUGCCAUUCACAAGAAGUGCAUCGAUAAAGUAAUUGCUAAGUGUACCGGAUCGGCGAUCAACAGCAGAGAAACCAUAUUCCACAAGGAGAGGUUCAAAAUCGAUAUGCCCCACCGCUUUAAAGUCUACAACUACAAAAGUCCGACCUUCUGCGACCACUGUGGCACACUGCUCUGGGGCCUCGCGAGGCAGGGCUUGAAAUGUGAUGCCUGUGCCAUGAACGUCCACCACAAGUGCCAAAGCAAAGUGGCAAAUCUAUGUGGCAUCAAUCAGAAGCUCAUGGCUGAAGCCCUGGCAUUGAUCGAGAGCACUCAGCAGGCUCGAAGUCUGCGUGAUCCGGAGCAGAUUAUGCGAGAAGGACCUCUGGAGAUUGUCUCCCCUGAUAGAAACACAUCUUCCACCCCUUCCACCCCAGGCCCCCCAGGCGGGAAAAAAGAGCCUCAAGGUAUCUCCUGGGAAUCUCCAGUAGAAGACAUAACAAGCCCUGAUUCCCCAAUGGUGCCGGAACCUGGGACGGAUCUCCGACCUGACCUGCCAAAAUUAACCAUAGAUGAUUUUGUCUUGCACAAAAUGUUGGGGAAAGGAAGUUUCGGCAAGGUCUUCCUUGCUGAGCUGAAAUCCACCAGCCAGUUUUUCGCCUUGAAAGCUCUGAAGAAGGAAGUGGUACUCAUGGACGAUGAUGUCGAAUGUACCAUGGUGGAAAAGCGAGUCCUCUCACUUGCAUGGGAUCACCCUUUCCUCACUCAUGUCUUUUGCACAUUCCAAACCAAGGAAAACCUCUUUUUUGUAAUGGAAUAUCUCAACGGGGGAGAUCUGAUGUUUCAUAUUCAAACCUGCCAUAAGUUCGACAUGGGCAGAGCGAGGUUCUACGCUGCUGAAAUUAUUUGUGGCUUGCAAUUCCUUCAUUCCAAAGGAAUCAUAUACAGAGACCUGAAGCUUGACAAUGUUCUUUUAGACAAGGAAGGCCACAUCAAGAUUGCUGACUUUGGGAUGUGUAAGGAAAACAUGUUUGGCAACGACAAGACAAGCACUUUCUGUGGAACCCCCGACUAUAUCGCACCUGAGAUUCUCCUGGGGCAGAAAUACAACAUGUCUGUUGACUGGUGGUCCUUUGGCGUCCUCGUAUAUGAAAUGUUGAUUGGCCAGUCUCCAUUCCACGGCCAGGACGAAGAGGAACUCUUUCAGUCAAUCCGCAUGGAUAGCCCCUUCUAUCCUCGCUGGAUUGACACAAAUGCAAGAGACCUUUUAGUGAAGCUUUUUGUACGAGAACCAGAGAGGAGGCUGGGAGCCAAAGGGAACAUCCGUCAGCAUGCCUUCUUCCAGGAAAUUGACUGGGAAGCUCUGGAAGGAAGAGAAGUGGAACCCCCUUUCAAGCCCAGAGUGAAAUCACCAGGUGAUUGCAGCAACUUCGACAAGGAAUUUCUGAACGAGAAACCCCGGCUAUCGUGCGGAGAUGGCGCACUCCUUAACAGCAUGGACCAGACUAUGUUUAGAAACUUUUCUUUUACCAGUCCCAUCAUGGACAAGUUGCUCUCCUGAGACCCAGAACCGGAAGUACGGCUGCCUAAAAGAAUCCCCAGAACAACCGAACUCCUUGUUCUCUCCUCCUGAAGACAGAGCAAUGAAAUGUUGUCAUACUUCUAGACAGAAACUAGGGUUGCCAAUUUCCAGGUGGGCCGUGGAGAUCCCCUGGCAUUAACGACUGAUCUCCAAAUCACAGAAAUCAGUUUCCCUGGGGGAAAUGGCUGCUUUGCGGGGCGAACUUUGUGGCGUCACAUCCUGGCUGAGCUCCACCCACAAAUCAGCACGAAUGUCCCUUCCUAGAGUUAGCUACCAUAACAGAAAUAGUCCGACUGCAUUCACCUGGUUCCGUGCAAUAGAGUGUUCUCUGUGUUUCCGUUAGCUAAACGUCACGUACACUUUCUGCUUUUGCAAGGUCAUGGGAGAUUUCCAUCCCGCGCAUCAGAUCCCUAUCCUGUGAGAUCUUACAGCUCUCACAAGAUCCUUUCCUCCCCGCCAACUCCCCCAAGCUCUUGGGCCUUUGGACGUUCCUCCUAAUGGAGAUCUUAUGAAAGAUCAGCUCUUUUCGUAUCAGGGCCUGAUAAAAUGUCAUAUCCCAACAAGCCCAGAGCCCCUUUACCAUCCAGAGCAGGGAUCCCCAAAGAGGUACUUGUGGGUGCCACGGCACCUGUGUACACCUUUCCUGGCGACUGCCCAGUGUUUUUAGAAAAUGAGCAGGGCCAGAUGGGCGUUGUUCCUGCAAGGUUCUGAUUGGCCAUUGGAGGUUCGAUUGACUGCAGUUUUUUAAAAACAUUGCUUUGGCAGCAGCUGCCACCACGACACAAAAAUCUCCAUUGUGUGACUGCAGGUAAGCCAUAGCAGACAUUUUGUGGCUGGCUCCACCUCCUGUAGCAGCCAUUUUGUGCCAGAAUUCCAAAGGUGCCCACAGGAUCAAAGAGGUUGGGGACCCCCUGCUCUAGGGGCUGCAUGAACUGACUUCAUCCAUCAGCAGCCUCUCCAGUUUUCAGUGUGCUAUUUGGACUUCCCAUCUUUCAUGGGCAAUUCAUGCAUCUUCCAUAUUAUGUUACAGAGAAAUCACAUUUUCCAGCAAAUUAUUUUGUACAUGGAGAAAGGCAAUUAUUUCCCCAAGCAGGUUGCAAUUGCAGUUGCCAUAUGGAACGCAGGUGCCUAUUGGCUAUAACCUAUGCCAUCAGCAUGGUGUAGUGGUUAAGAGCAGGUGGACUCUAAUCUGGAGAACCAGAUUUGAUUCACCACAUGAGCAGC
Molecule: messenger RNA, 3442 nt
Organism: Sphaerodactylus townsendi
Lineage: Eukaryota; Metazoa; Chordata; Lepidosauria; Squamata; Sphaerodactylidae
Gene: PRKCQ
Product: protein kinase C theta
Exons: 18
Coding region: 32-2197 (721 amino acids)
Biological process (GO): protein phosphorylation
Molecular function (GO): ATP binding; diacylglycerol-dependent serine/threonine kinase activity
Source: RefSeq, a predicted model, not a curated record